AUGGCCAGAAACAGCGGGGGGCCCCCUGGGGGGCCCCCUGGGGAGGGCCCCAACACUAAACUCACGCUGCAGCAGCUGCAGCAAAAAAGAAAAGAAGAGAAGCUUGCUGUUGCUUCUUUCUUUGCUGCGAAAUGUACCUGGGGGGGGCCCCCCAAGUUGGGGGGCCCCCCUGCCUGGUGGGGGCCCCCCUGUGGGGCCCCCGAGGGCCAAGUAAACCCUAUUAAGAAAGGAAGGGGGGCCCCCGGGGGGCCCCCCGAGGGCUUUUGCUUCGGAAGCCGCACUCAGAAGGACUCGGAAUCUGUUGCUACGUGCAUGCAGCACCCACAAGACCAGCAGCAGCAGCAGCAGCAGCAGCAGCAGCAGCAGCAGCAGCAGCAGCAAAUGGAACAUGUGAAGGCCCAAAAAGAAGACCAUCUGUGGAAUCUCAUGAACCCUCCCAGCCGCUGGCAGCCCUGGCUGCAGCAGCAGGGGCCCCACACCGAAGUACCCUCUUGGGGCCCUUUGGAGGCCCCCGGGGGGGCCCCCCAGGGGGCCCCCAAGGGGGCCCCCCAGGGGGCCCCCCGGGGGGCCCCCCACGGGGGCCCCCAAUUGACGCGGCAGCAGCUGUGGACUUUGGUUUCUGAACCCACUGUUUUGCUGCCAGAGCCAGAGUUUGAUGCUGCUUUUGCUGCAGCACUUGAGCAGCAGCAGCAGCAGCAGCAAGACCAGCUGCAGCAAGAACAGCAGCAGCAGCAGCAGCAAGGACAGCAACAGCAGCAACCGGAAAAGCAGCAGCAGCUGGAAAACGAGCAGCAGCAGCAAGAAGAAAAGCAGCAGCAGCAAGAAAAGCAGCAGCAACAGCAACAGGACAUGCAGCAGCAACAGCAGCAAGAAAAGCAGCAGCAGCAGCAGCAGCAGCAGCAGCAGCAGCAGCAGCAGCAAGAAGAGACGGUGUCCGUGUCUCUGUUUAUGUCUGCUUUUCGAAAAGCCGUGGAAGCAAAAGCAGCAAAAGAAAAAGGGCCCCUUGAGAUUCCGCCGUCUGUGAAGAUAGCAGCAGCAGCAGCAGCAGCAGCAAAACCCGCAGUACCAGCUGUCUCCCACGCACCCCGGCUGCAGCAGCAGCAGCAGCAGCUGCUGCUGCUGCUGCAGCAGAAGCAGCAGCACAUCGGGCAGCUCCAGGCCAGGGCAGGGGCGCCUGUCUAUUUCUCAACUGCUGCAGAAGGCCCGGCAAAGGAAACCCCUGCGUCCAGCAGCAGCAGCAGCAGCAGCAGCAACAGCAGCAGCAGCAGUAGCAGCAGCAGCAGCAGCAGCAGCAGCAGGUCAUGGAGAACCCUGGUGGCUGCUGCGGGCGCUCUGGGGGCGGCUGGCGUCUCCUGGGCGCUGCUGAACAAGGGCUCUGCUGCUGCCCCCGGCAGCAGCAGCAGCAGCAGCAGCAGCAGCAGCAGCAGCAGCAGCAGCAGCAGCAGCAGCAGCAGCGGGAGUGAGGGCCCCCUCGCGAAGUGGGCCCCCAUGAGGGACGAACUCUUCGAUAAGACUGAUGACUUUUUGGUUCUCUUCUUUGGGGGCCCCCCAGAUGUGGGGCCCCACAGGGCCCUCAUAGAGAAGCUGGAAGCAGCAGUUGCUGCUGCACUGCAGCAGCAGCAGCUCCCCAAGAGGCUCUCUCUCUUCUACGCCUACAGGAGCAGCACAGAGGAGGGGCCCCCAGCUGCUUCAGGGGGCCCCGCGUUGAUGCUUUAUAAAGGGCAAAGGAAGAAAAGAUUGGCUUUGGACCCGCAAGAGGCGCAGCUGCUGCUGCAGGACCCUCUCAGCAGCAGCAGCAGCAGCAGCAGCAGCAGCAGCAGCAGCAGCAGCAGCAGCAGCGACAGCAGCAGCAGCAGCAGCAGCAGCAGCGAGCCAUCGAUUGACUGGCUGCUGGAAAACCACGUGAUGCCCGAGAUGCUUGCGUUCUUCCAGCCCCAAAGUGAGGAGCGGCAGCAGCAGCAGCAGCAGCAGCAGCAUGCAGCAGCAGCAGCAACAGCAGCAGCAAAUGAAAUCCUCAAAGCGAAGACGCUGCCGGUGUCUGUCACCUACGACACCUUCAAGCGAGAGGUGCUGGAAGCAGCAGCAGCAGGGCCCCCCGUGCUGCUGCAGCUGCAGGAAGAUGGCUGCUUCCUUUGCUUCUUAAUGAGGCCUUUUAUCAACUCUGUCUCGCAGCUGCUGGCCAAACACAACGUGCCCUUAACUCUCAAACGCCUCAACUUGGCCAAAAAUGAUUUCCCCGAAGAAUGCCCCGUCGCCAGGGCGACGCCCACCUUCGUCCUUUACCACAACGCUGCAGCAGCAGGAGCAGCAGCAGUAGCUGUGGCAGAAGCAGCACCAACUGCAGCAACAGCUGCAGCAGCAGCGGCAGCGAGAGCAGAGGCAGAUCCAGAGGAAGCAGCUGCAGCAGCAGCAGCAGAAGCUACAGCAGCAGCAAGCACAGCAGCAGCAGCAGCUGCCGAAGCAGCAACUGUGUUACCAGUUGCAGCAGCUAUCGCAGCAGCAGCUAUAGUAGCAGCAGCAGCAGCAGCAGCAGCAGCAGCAGCGACAGCACUGAUAGCGGUGUACAAGCAGGAGAGGCUGCAGCAGGAGAUGGGCGGCUACGAUCGGUGGGAGGAAUUUAGGCCAAAAGACUUCGCAGCAAAAAUUUUUAAGGAGGCGUCGCUGCCAGCUGAGCUGCAGCAGCAGCUGGAAGACCUUGUGGAGCAGCUGCAGGACAGGUUUAGGUCAUUCGGCCUUCUCUCUGUCUGGUUGCUGGAGCUGCAGAAGCUGCAGGACUUGCUGCUGCCGCAAGUGCAGCAGCAGCAGCAGCAGCAGCAGCAGCAGCAGCAGCAGGACCCCAAAGCAGCAAAAGCAGCAGAAGACAAAAAGUUUGAAGAUCUUGUGACUGUCUUAAUGGAAGAGGAUAUGUUGAGAACAGACAACUUGGAAGAAAGUCUUGAGCAUUUAAAAGCAGAAAUUGCAGGGGCCCAGGCGGACUGCAUUGCUUUGGCCAUUAUGAUGGGGGAGGAGCUCAUGCGGCAAGAGGUGGACUUCAUGGGCAAAGCCCUCCUCGCAGCAGAGGCGGGGGCCCCCAGGGGCCCCCAAGCAAGUGAGGGGGCCCCCAGGGGCCCCCAAGCAAGUAAGGGGGCCCCCAGGGGCCCCCAAGCAACUGAGGGGGCCCCCCUGCCAGACCCACCUAGUUUGGGGGCCCCUCAGGGGCCCCCUGAACAGUCUGGGGGCCCUUUGGAGACCCCCAAGUAA
Molecule: messenger RNA, 3240 nt
Organism: Eimeria necatrix
Lineage: Eukaryota; Apicomplexa; Conoidasida; Eucoccidiorida; Eimeriidae
Exons: 11
Coding region: 1-3240 (1079 amino acids)
Cellular component (GO): nucleolus; nucleoplasm
Source: RefSeq, a predicted model, not a curated record